CAGCAUCAUUUGUCCCUUGUAACGUUUUCUCUAUUCAAACACCCCAACCCCCCUUCUUUCGAGUGUAGAGAGAGGGAAGGCGAGAGAGAGAGAGAGAGAGAGAGAGAGAGAGAGAGGAGAGGAGAGGAGGGAGAGAGAGAGAGGAUCCUUGGCACAGAAUCUAAACCUUUAAAUCUAUUCUGAUAUGACUACCGCCUGGCUGCUGAGGACCAUUCUUGCCUAACCGAGCCUCUAUCCAAAAGGAUUAUCUAAUGGUUGUUUGUUUGUGUUGCUGACCACACUGUCGGGAGGGUGCUGGGAAUAAGGAUCGCUUGGAACAGAGCUGGAUAAGGCACAGUGGGAUUCAACAUGAUCUCCUUGUGGAGGUGGCAUGGACCCGCUGCUAUGCCUCGCUGGGGAUUUUGUUGGCUUUUACUCGGGUUGUGGAGGUUCUCUGCCGCCUGCCCUUCUUCAUGUACCUGCGGCAGCUCACGGAUCACAUGCACCGAGCAGGAUCGAGGGAUUAUAGCAUUCCCGGUAUUAAGUUCAGCGGCUGAAAUGGAAAAUAUUACUGACAUAUACAUCGCAAAUCAAAACAAGUUGCGAAACAUCAGUGAUAUUGAUAUGGAUGCAUACAUGAACCUCAGAAAUCUAACUGUGGCAAAUUCUGGACUGGAGUACGUGUCACGUUUUGCAUUUCAUAAAAACACGAAGCUGCAGUACAUUAAUCUAAAAAAUAAUAAACUUUCAACGUUAUCCUGGAAGACAUUUCGACAUUUAAAUCUGACUUACUUUGUAGUGGCAGGAAAUCCAUUUCGAUGCUCAUGUGAUAUUGAAUGGCUGAAACUGUGGAAAGAGAGUGAAAUUGCUGGUCUUGAGACUCAGGAUUUGGUUUGCAAGGACAACAGUAACAAGAGGAUACUACUUUAUAAUAUGCGCAUCCCAAAAUGUGUCCUGCCCACAGCUCUGAUAAGUCCUUCCAGUGUAGUCUUACUUGAAGGGAGCGAUAUCACGCUGGAAUGUAACACUUCUGGUUCUCCAUCACUGGAAGUUAAUUGGUAUCUUGAUAACUUUGCUACAGUCUAUCAGGCUGACACUUUAGUGCAACCAGCAUCUCUGAAGCUAACUAACAUUUCUUACACUGAUAAUGGGAGAAGGGUAUUUUGCAGUGCAGAAAAUGUAGUGGGAGAAAGCGAAUCUUCUGUUCUACUGGUUGUACAUUUUCCACCAAAAAUCAUCUAUUUAGACAAACCCAUGUCCGAUCACCACUGGUGCAUUCCUUUCAGUGUAAGAGGGAACCCAAAACCAGAACUGCAGUGGUUUUACGAAGGAGCUGUUUUAAAUGAGAACGACUUUAUCCAGACAAAGAUCCAUGUUGUUAAUGACACUGACCACCAUGGCUGCCUCCAGUUGGAUAAUCCUACACAUAUCAACAAUGGCCAGUACACUUUGCUGGCUAAGAACCAAUAUGGAAUGGAUAAGAGCACCGUUUUUGCUCUAUUUAUGCGGACUCCUUGGGAUAAUGAUUCAGUCACAGAACCUAUAUAUUAUGAUUAUUCUCCUGAAAAUGUGAUAAUCAAUGGUACAGAAGAAAAAACUGAAGAAGGCAUCACUGUAUAUGUGGUGGUGGGCAUUGCUGCUGUAGCAUUCACUGGAUUUGUACUCAUGCUGAUUAUCCUGAAAUUUGGACGUAACUCAAAAUUUGGAAUCAAAGGACCAUCUUCAGUGAUCAGCAAUGACGAUGACUCAGCCAGUCCUUUACAUCAUGUGUCCAAUGGAAGCAAUACCCCCUCUUCUUCAGAAAUGGGUCCUGAUGCUGUCAUCAUUGGAAUGACUAAGAUUCCAGUCAUUGAAAACCCACAAUAUUUCAGAAGCACUAGCAGUCUACUGAAGUCUGACACUUUUGUCCAACACAUCAAGCGUCAUAAUAUUGUCUUGAAGCGAGAACUUGGAGAAGGAGCCUUUGGGAAAGUAUUUCUGGCAGAAUGCUAUAGCCUUUGUCCUGAUCAAGACAAAAUCUUAGUAGCUGUCAAGACUUUGAAAGAAGCCAGUGACAAUGCUCGCAAGGACUUUCACAGAGAGGCAGAGCUCUUGACCAACCUUCAGCAUGAGCACAUUGUGAAGUUCUAUGGGGUUUGUGUGGAAGGAGAUCCUCUCAUCAUGGUCUUUGAAUAUAUGAAGCAUGGAGAUCUUAAUAAAUUUCUCAGGGCCCACGGUCCUGAUGCAGUGUUAAUGGCAGACGGACAAAACAAUCGCCUGAGUGAGCUGACCCAGUCUCAGAUGUUACAUAUUGCUCAGCAGAUUGCAGCCGGGAUGGUCUACCUUGCUUCUCAACACUUUGUUCAUCGUGACCUAGCAACACGUAAUUGUCUUGUUGGGGAAAAUUUACUUGUCAAGAUUGGGGAUUUUGGGAUGUCAAGAGAUGUGUACAGCACUGAUUACUACCGGGUCGGUGGCCAUACAAUGUUACCAAUUCGCUGGAUGCCUCCGGAGAGUAUUAUGUACAGGAAAUUCACAACAGAGAGUGAUGUUUGGAGCCUAGGUGUUGUAUUAUGGGAAAUAUUCACAUACGGCAAACAACCUUGGUAUCAGCUAUCUAAUAAUGAAGUCAUUGAAUGCAUCACUCAGGGACGUGUCCUGCAACGUCCUCGCACAUGCCCAAAGGAAGUAUAUGACCUAAUGCUUGGCUGUUGGCAACGUGAGCCUCAUAUGAGGCUCAAUAUUAAGGAGAUACACAGCCUUCUUCAGAACCUGGCCAAGGCUUCACCUGUAUAUCUGGACAUCUUGGGUUAAUCUUUCACCUAUACAACACUCUUGACUGUGGAAUGUGUCUGUAUGUGUUUGUGUGUAUGUGAGCAAGCUUGAGUGAGUGUACGAAUGUGAAUGAGAAUGUAGUUGGCACCCAGCUCUUUAUCUCUCUGAUGGUGUUAAUGAAGAAGAAGACAAGGAGAAGCUUUUUCUCAAAGGGCAACCUCAAUCUACAGUAAUUCUUUUCAAAUCAUUUAGACAAAUGAAUGACCAGUGUUAUCUUCCCCAUUACCGAUUCUGCUUCUGCUCUGUCUUACUCCACAUUGACAGAAGGCCUUAUAUCUGAUUAUGUGUGUUUCUUUCUUUUCUCUCCCCCAAAACAUUCAUAACAAAACUGCCUUCUUACAUUCUUGCCUUCGACUGGGAUGAAAAAAGGGAAACUGACUUUUGAAAUCUGUAAAUAUUCCAGUGUUAGAUGGAAUACGUGUUCAUUUCAACUUUCACUUUUUCUUUUAGAAGAAAGUUGUAUGGUAUAAUGAGCAACAUUAAAUGAUUUUUAUUUUUUUUUUUUUUGUUCAAAAUUUAUCGUAUUUUUUUUUAAUGAGGACACCGGGCAAUAGAAGGGAAAAUUAUUCUCUGAUUUUUUCACUGCAAAGACGGACUUGAUUGUGCUUUGGAUCAGACUCUGAAUCAGUAACAUACCUAACAGAGCAUAAUCAUUAUUUUGUUUUUCAUUCAUUUGCCAAACCCCUUACCUGUGUGUUUAUUUUUUUGCUCUGUGGCACAUAAUCCCUUCACAUUAAAUGAGUCUAUUCUUCACAGGAAAUCUUGUGUGCACAAAAAUGGGUACACAAUCAAACCAAAAUCAUGAGUAACUAAAGAUGGCAAUUGAUAUAUACUGGGAGGCACUAAAGUGGCAAUGCCAUUUGACUGCAAGUAAGGCCACAAUCUACAGACAAUCAUCAAGAACUGCAGGCUUGGACUAAUGCACAGUAUUAAUUUCAGGGUCAGCCACUGAAGGCAAUGGACUUCCUUCCGUAAUGCAGCGGUUGUAAAUUCCCUGACAAAGCAUCAUAAGAUGUGCUACUUGCAAUGCUUUCUUCUUCUUUUUUUUUAAAUUCUUAUCCCUUAUUUUAUGGAACAAUGCUAGAUUUUUGUAUGGCCUUUAUACUUUACACACUUUUAUGUCUGAAUGUCAAACUACUCAUGAAUGAAGCUAACCAUUCCUACUAGUGUUCAAAUGUGAGGGCUAAUUUACUAAUCUGCAGAUAAGUGACUUGAAAUUGUUGAAAUAUGAUGGUAAAAAUAGAGAUUUUGAAAUGCAAAAGCUCAGCGAGCGAGCUAAACAGAAUCUGCCGGAAUCAUACUAUCAUACUACAAGGCAAAUCUUAACAUGGUAUUCUCAUCCUUUAGCUAGAAGUUUGUUUCUGACAGACAUUGCAUGACUACUGCACGAUGAAGCAUGUUUGUCGUGCCAAAAUUUACUUAAUUCACACAUAAGCCACCUGCAUUCAGAUACUUAGGAAUUUUAGCUGAACCACUAAGAGAUAAUUUAAAUAUGGUACUAAAUGUAUCUGUCAAGAAUGCUUCAGUGUCUCUUUCUGAGAGAGAGAGAAUGUCACACUGCUUGUACUGGUCCAUUACAAUAGUAGUAGUAGCAGUAGCAUUAGUUGUAGUAAUAGUUGCUGUACUGUAGUAACACAUAGCUCAGAACUUUUCUUGAGUGAGCUGUUGAAAUAAACAGAUGGUAAGCGUCCAUUUAAUAGGGGAUUUAUUUUUACUUUAUGUUUGAUAAGUCGUUUAUUUGACAAAAGCACUUUUUUUAAAUUUUAAUCAUGUGAUGAAUUGAUUAAUAACACUGUAAGGUGAAAAUCACUACUGACCUUAUGAUUAUUUGUUAAUUCUGGGGGGGGGUCCGAUAUUUACAAUAAGUAUCAAACCAUUUAUUAUGUAAUAUACAUCCAUAACUUUAGCUGCCUUUAUGAAAGAAAAGCACAUAUGCAUAAUUUUUAAGGAUGUUCUUCAAAAUGAUAUGAGCAAUGUCAAAGGAAUAUAGUAUGGGAAGUUUUUUUUGAAAAUAUGUAGUUAAUGUGAGUAAGAAAAGAGAAAAAUCCAUGUAACUGUGCACUAUUACUUCAUUUCAAGUGACUGAGAAAAGCAGUCUUCUCAGAAAUCCUUUGAGUACCAGUUUUACACCCCUUACCUAUUUUCAUUUUCAAUGCUGGUAAUCAUCAGCAGAGCCCAGUCCUUGGGACAACGUGACAAUCGGAUGUUUAUUGCUUUAAGCAGCACUAUAAUGAACCCUAAAUUUCUCAGUGGUUCAUUUUUUUAACUUAACUGUUUGUUUGCUAACAAAUAAGAAUGAUCAAUAACUAUUAUUCUACUGAUUCAUUUUUUUUUUCUUUUACCAUUGCAGUAUUUUUUUAAUAAUUUAUUGUAUGGCAUUUGCUUAACUCACGCUUACAACAAGGGCAAUGUCAGUCAACCUGGAUCACAAUGAUUCUAUUUUUAUUUUUGUAAAAAAGAAAUGGGGGUGGGGGGAUUCAGAUGCAGGAGGAGGACAAGGAGAAACUUUGUUAAACAUGUCUUUGGAAAAGAAAUUCAGCGCUGUAACAAUUUCUAAGACAAACCAACCUCACUUUGAAAGGGAAAAAUAAAGGGACAUUGAUGAAAAAAGCCCAAAUAAAGGCAGGUAUAGGGAGUGAUGAGGUUUUUCUUGCUGCUGGACCUUAAUGUAAAUACAUAGUUUAAUUUUAUUUAUAUAAUAUUUUUAAUUAAUUUUCCUUCAUCAUUUGUUAAUUGAUGAUAUAUCCUAAUCUCUAAUUAAUUAAAAGUUAAUGGUUAUGUGAUUCAUAUUAUAUAGUUAUUUACAGCAAUUAUUUAUGAAAACUUUUCAAGAGAAAAUGCUUUUUGUAUUUUUUUUGUAUUAACUUUUGACCGUUUGAAAUGUAUAUGUUUACUAUGUGAUAAUAUCACUAUGAUUAAGACUUUGUUGAAUAAGCAAAUGAUACGGUAUGUCACCAUUUGUCAGGGGUGAUACCUGUCUGUGAGCCAUGUAUAAGACUGCUCUUGCUGGCUAAGUCCUUUAGUUUGAUGGACUGCAUUUUGGUUUUAAAUUCUGAUGCGAGAGUGAAUGAAGAACAUCCCAACUGUUUCUAGAGGCUGGCAGCUGCCAGUCGCUAGCUCUGUAAUUUAGAACCGAAUGUGUGCUUGGAGUUGGCUAGGCUGCAAAAUAGCAGCAUCUAUGUGUGUAGUAUGAAUGGCAUGGGACAUUGGGGGACAGCCCAUUAGUGUAAUGGAUUUAAGUCAAAUGUUCUAAUUCCUGGUAAGGCCAUGCGUCACCUCAGUCAGUGCUCUGUCUGCUUGUUAGAACUUGGAGCAGUACAAGAACUUGCUUGGUAGUGUUGGUGCUACUCUGAGGCAUUUGCAGUUACUCCUCCAUCAGUCUUAGCCCUAAAGUGUAGCAGAUUGUACUCCUCGUGUCGACAGCCAGGAAUCACUGGUCUGAUACAGUUAUGACUGUUGGCAGUCACCUGUGUGACAUACAGUAUAAUUUUUUGGGAAAUAACAUUUGACACUUUCGUAGGGAGAUUUAUUUGUUGUCACCAGUCUCUGGGAUUCCUAUAAUAAUUGCUUCUGUGGCAAUAAGACUGAGUGGACCGGUGGCUUCAUGUGGAGGUUUGCUGUUAACAUUUUUUUUUGGUUAAUGGCUUAUUGUAUCCCAAACAUUGUAUUACUGCUACUGUUAAUUUUAGAUUGUGAAACAGCUUUCUGAAGGAAGUUGGUGUAUGGUCUUCAGUAUUAGUUAUGUAUUUAUUGUUUCUCAGCAGUAGCACUUUUGUUGGCAAAGGCUGAGAUUGGGGCUGAGGUUUGAAGGCCAAAUCUUGAAGCCUUAAAAACAAUUUUCUUCCCACAGCACACUGCUACAGAUGGAACACAAAGUGUACAUUUGUAGAGGGAAAGCUAUGUCACUGGAGAGGAUUUUAUUGUAGGUUAUUUUCUGAGCAGCAUGGGCCAUUCUUAUCCAAUAUAAUGCCUGUUAGGCCAAAGUAAUAUCUGUGAUAAAGGUACUUUGUAUAUUAAUUUAUACAUUGAUAAUGUCUUAUUUGUGUUUUAAAGAUACUCCUGAUCUAAUUCCUUCCCUAAUCAUUAGGCCCUCUAGUAUCUAGUACAUACCAUAGCUCAGUAUUAAAAGGAACAGAGCCUUGAGAUAGAUUUAAAAAAACCUGUGUUAUCAGCAUGAAUUUAGUUUUAGUCUAUUUUUAUUACAGAUACAAUAAUUAAUUUACAUUGGCAAAUGUUUACAACCAACAAACUUAAAAUAAGUUACAUGUUGAUAUGUGGCUGUUUAUUUUUGUGGGGAGGGAGGGUGAGGGUGUGGUGAGAGCAUCAUGAAUAUUUUCUCGGGAUGUUAAAGAGCACUGUGUCAUUGUUCUUAAACUUCUUUUUGAAUGCACUGUUUUGUUGAAGAUCAUCAAAGCAUCUUUAUAAAGCCUAAAAUGUGAACUUACCAAUUCUUGUGCACAGAAAUAUAGGCAACGCCUUGGCUUUCUGAUUGUCCUGACUCUAAAAGUAAUGCUCUGCAUAUGGAGGAGCAAUUUCACAGCGUUGGAGUACAGUUUUCCUUUCCCCAGAAAACUAUUAUGUAUUUAUUUUCUUGAAAAUAUGAGGAUAAAAACAACAAACUGUGACUUCACUUAAUGAACACUCAUCUAUUUUGAGAAUAUAUAUGUAUGUGUUCAAUAUCUUUCUUUUCAGUUUGUAAACAUUAAAUGAAAGAAAUGACUUUUUCAAUCAUAGAAGGUUCCAGAUGCUGUACUUUAGAUACGUGGUGUCUCUGUGCUAACAGUUUAGUAGAUCUUUGCAGUGUGUUAAAGGCAUCCAUGGCUUAAAACAAUUCAUUGCAUCUUGGCUGAUUUGUACCUGAUGCCCGAGUAUUAGUAUGGUAUUGUUUGUGUAUCAUGUGAACAGCUUCUCAAACUGAAAUGGAAAAGUCCCUUGUAAUACAUUGUAUUUAAUAAAAGUAUUAUGUCUUACAAUAAAACACUGGCUAGACAAAACAG
Molecule: messenger RNA, 7790 nt
Organism: Polypterus senegalus (gray bichir)
Lineage: Eukaryota; Metazoa; Chordata; Cladistia; Polypteriformes; Polypteridae
Gene: ntrk2a
Product: neurotrophic tyrosine kinase, receptor, type 2a
Exons: 17
Coding region: 349-2772 (807 amino acids)
Biological process (GO): regulation of phosphatidylinositol 3-kinase/protein kinase B signal transduction; protein phosphorylation; multicellular organism development
Cellular component (GO): axon; plasma membrane; signaling receptor complex
Molecular function (GO): brain-derived neurotrophic factor receptor activity; ATP binding; brain-derived neurotrophic factor binding
Source: RefSeq, a predicted model, not a curated record